Messenger RNA from Porites lobata, 20438 nucleotides. NCBI's taxonomy places the organism in Eukaryota, Metazoa, Cnidaria, Anthozoa, Scleractinia, Poritidae. The record is from the annotation of a GenBank genome assembly.
AUGGCGGACGAAGAAGAUGACGACCCCGUUGUUGCGGAGGUUUGUUUAUCUCACGAUUGUGAAGAUCUUUGCACAGUUUAAAGAGACAGUACUGUUCAUAAAGCAUAUAUCUUGCUCUCCUUCACAGGUGGACGUUUAUUUGGCCCAGACUUUGGCCAACAAUCUCUUCUUAUUUCAGGUAAGGUCAGCUGAAUUCUUUCCAAAACUUACAACAUGCGGAAAUUAAACUAGCAGCUUUGAGCAUGUUAUUUUAUUUUUCCCGUUUUAGAGGCUAGUAAUGUACUUUUACAGCUAAAUGUUAAUUAUAUUAGCAUAGUUAGGAUGCUUCGCUUACUCCUUAAGCUUAAAGCCUGAAAUAUAACAAUUUGCACAAGAUUGCACGUCGAUCCUACGUUGCCGGCUUUUUGUUUUAAGAGGCUUUGGUCUUCUUAGCCUUCAAUAGACAUCUUGGACAGCAAUAAAGAAAUACAGUGUUAGUUUAUUUGUCUCAUUUUGUGCAUGUGCUGCACAGCUACAGGUGACAUUAAAAGUAUGUAACUAUUUUAAUAAUCAUAUAAGCUGAAAGGAGCAAGUGCCAAAUGCUAAUCUUUUUAAAAUAACGGAACCUCAUUAAGGGGGGUAACUGGUCAAGUGCAAAGAAAGUAGUGUCCGAUAGCUUGGGGCUAGUGGAUUUUGCUAUCGGGCUAGCGAAUUCUGUUUUUAACUUGCCCAAUGGGCAAGUGAUGUUUUUUGAGGAAUUCAAAUAACAGAAGAACUGUGAAAUCAAUCCUGCUCGUCAAAUCUUUUGGGGCUGGUUGAAAUGACCUCUUGGCUAGUAAAUGCUAGCUUCAGCUUGCCCAAGUGGUAAGCUAUAAAAGUUAUUUUCUUUGCACACUGAAUAUGCCUCAUUCUUUAAGCCAUAAACCAUAACAAGCAUGCUUCAAAAUAAUAUAAUAUUUCUCGUUCUAGAAUAGGGGGCGAAGUGCCUGGGGCGAAAUGAUGUGGGGGUUAGGGUUAGAUGACCAGACCAGUAACCAUCCAGGGGGGAUAUGGACCAUGGUAACUGUGUUGGGCUAAACUGUAACCUUGAAAGAGCUGAAUACACCAGAGUAAAUGUUCAUGCCUUAUCAGUCAAACAGUCUGGUGAAGGAUUGGCACCCAGCUAGCAGGGCCUUUCUUUUGCUUGCUUGAUUUUGACUUACCUCAGGAAGACUCUGCAUAGUUCAACUAAGGCCUGAUUCAGACGCCGUACUUUUCAUGUGCCGAAUCUAAUUGAAUAAGUUUGACUUUGGAGCGACACUGGCGCGACAUCUGAUUCAGAUGGCACACUGUGUGUUGAGCCUAUGUUAAGUUCGACAAAAGUCCUACAGACUCUAUCGAACUUAAUGCUUUUGCCACGCCAUACUAAAACUGUGGUACCAAGUUGAUUUAGAUGCCACUCUUUUACCAUACUUAAUUCAUCAGUUAGGUUCAGCACAUGAGUGGAACGGCGUCUGAACCAGGCCUAAGGUCCUUCAAACCCAGGCCCAUUAGCCAUGUGCUUGGUAUGAAGGGCUCAGGUAUGAUCAUCGGCUUAUCAGUAAACAGAUGCUCGCAAUGAAAAACACUAGUUUGAUAAGAGAAAACUAGACUGAUUAGUCCAGAAGUUUUAGCUGUGGUGACUUGAAAGUAUUGACCUAAAACCGACAUUGCCUCCUUUUCUCAUUCUUGAUCAAAAAGAAGACAGAAGCCAAGGAGGCCUUGCUUGAGGGGUGGCGGAUUGAGUUAAACUUGCCAAGCUCGUGACCAAUGGCCCAGUUAGUGUAUUAUUUACAUCUGAAAAUCUUGCAGUUCCCUUAGGAGUGGUCUGUAAAACCAUUAUGGUCAGCACUUUAUCCUUUUAGUCACACUAUCUGCACACAAAUGCUUCAGACUGAUCUCCAUCCACUUCCUGAAAAAAAAAAUGGUAGAGAGAAUUUGUUACCAAGAGUAGCCACUGGGCUCAUAAGUAACGGGCUCCCUUGAUUUUUAUUUUUAGUGAAUUAUCAGUACAUUAGAACAAUUCAUAUCAAUGGCAGAGCUUCUUGACAUUGACCUAAAAAUAUUCCAUAGCAUUUACACAAAGACCACAUCUUACCAUGCAAGUGUAUAUAGUUGGUUUUGGUCCAGACUUGCAGCUAUCUUUUUGUGACCUAGAUAUCCAGGCAGUUAAUAAAAUAAGUCUUAUAAAACAAUAAGUCUUAAUGAACCUAAAAUUGCUUUAUUUUUUCUACUUUAGUAUCCUGUUCGCCCAGCAACGAUGACUUAUGAUAAUGUUCCACAUAUUGGUGCCCGAAUCAAACCUGAACAGCAAAAGGUAUUAUACCUUGAUUUAGUUCUGUCAAAAUGUGUUGGUGAUAGCUACAAAAAGCAGCAAAAUUGUUGAGACACUGUCUUCAUGUGGUAAAACUUUGGAGAACAAAACAAUCCACACUCCUCCCCCUCCCAUCCAUUCAAAAAAGAGGUGUUUGUUGUUUCUUAUAGGUUCAUUGUAGCUAUGUGUACAACAUUGCAUGGAGGGAGUUGGGAAGGGAAAGCUUCAUUUUUUCCUUUUGAAGCCAGCAAACCUCUGAAAUGCCCUUUAGAGCAAAGUGUCUCAACUAAUUUGUUCCUGAUUGUAGUGUGGAAUUUUACUUUUUUCCCACAAUAGUCAAUUGAACAUUUUCCACAAUCAAUUAUCACAUUGUUUAAGAAUUUGGAUUGAUGAUUGAUUAAAAUCGAUGAUCGGAACAGUGAUUUUGUUACCUCUGCGUCUUGCGUCCCUGACACAAAAAAAUCCCCAAAGAUGCAAAAUAUUAAUUCAUGGCAUGCAUCCCGAAGGAUGCAAAGAUUGAUAGAUCAAUCUGAACAUGUGUAUUUGUAGAGAUAUCUGGCCCGUUAACAUGAUUUCUGUAGCAGUUAUUAUGGCUGUUGUUUAACAGUGCAUAUUUCUUUUAGCCUUUGUUGUGCUUUAAAAUAGAAGGACUAUAUUUUAUUUCAGUAUACUGUAAUACAGAGUUUUGGAGUCUGUCGUCAGAUUUUAACUAUCUGGUUACAUAAAGGCCCAAGCAUUUUCAAUUUCAGACUCGUUUUUUCUUACUGGGACUCAUUGGUUCAGGACUGGGACUCAUGAUUUUUCACAAGAUGAGUUGCAGGACUUACAUGUACCAUAACUAUUAAAUAAUAAAUCACUGUCGGAACAUCACAACCAUUAAUUUCAUGUGAAGCAGAAGAAUCACUAAGCAUGGUUUUGUGUAACUUUCUUGGUUAAACCAAAUCAAGCAGUAUACUUUCCAAAAGAGCAGCUAAUUAUCACAAUUUAGAAAAAGGCAGGAUGAUGUAGAGACUUUACAAUAAAGCUCAAUGAUACAGUGUAUUUGGCCAUUUUUUUAAUGAAGGACUAUCACUUGAAAUAUUAAUUUUUUUGUGGUCUUAUCAGUUUGGUUAAUAAUAUUGAUUUGACUUACAAAGAUGCAGGCAAUUAUCACAACAAGGGCAGGAUGAUAUAGAGACCUUUUAAAGCUUAAUGAUAUUUGGUCAUUUUUUCAAUGAAGGACUACCACAUCACAUGAAAUGUUUUAAACUUUUUGUGGUCAUAUCAGCUUGGUCAAUAAUUUUUGAUGUAUUAUCACUUUUGUAGGUUGAAGUUGAACUUGCAAUAAAUACAAGUGGUGCCAACUAUUACGGACCAAGAGGAGAACAAAUUGCUCAUGAUGUUGAUGGCCUUAGCUCAUCGUCCAAUUCUGAAGAGAAAAAUUCCUUUUUUACAAGGUACUGUGCAGAACUUCAUUGGCUUAGCUACAUGUAAAUGCUUGCAACUCCGGUUUCCUUUGUCCUUUGCCUGUGCUAUAAAACAAAGGAUGCCAUCUCUCAAAUGGGAACAGGGGCUUGACCUGCCAGUAGAUAACAAUUUUCUGCUGAGAUUGUAUGACCACUACAGUUUGUGAUCCCCACAGUCAGUUGCCAGUGAAGACCUUGUAGAAAUUUGGUCGUGAAUAAUAAGUAUUCAGUUUCAAUAGCAUAAUUAUCACUCUUAACAUGACUAAAAUUUACAUGCAUUUGUCAAAAAUUUUCAAAAGUUUUGUUUUUUAUCAUAGUGAUAAGAUGGACAAGCAGGUUCUUACAUCAUCUCUGGCCACGGAGGAUGCCAAUCGUUAUGCUGUUGGUGUUCUAAGACAAGGUAGGAUUACAGUAACUGUUGUUCUAUGUGAAAAAUAAAUAAGUGCAACUUACAGUAGACUGGGUCACUAAUUUUCUGUUAAACACUUCUGGUUAGCUAAGUAUAUUUAAUUACUAAAUUAAUGAUUAUUUAUUGUCAUUUAUAAUUAAUUUUUAUCAACUUUGUGGACAGCUAGAGAAGGAGGCCACAUUAUAUGUAGCCAGCUUCGUUUGGACUUCCACUGAGAAUGAUUGGCAUACAUAGAACACAAUCUGAUCAUGCAUGUUUGUACCUUCUAUUACUUGUGAUCUGAUCAUGGGUGUUGUGACCAUUUAUCACAUAAAAAGCACAGCGUUGGAGCAAAAGACCCUGGUUCAUUGUCACCCGCGGUCUGUAGCCUUCAGUUAUUACUACUGUAGUUAUCAUUUAUUUUGUUUACCAUCCAAGUGAACCUCCUUAGCAAUAGUUCUCCAUGGUAGUGUUUGUUAACUUAGCAGGGUGUUCAUUAGGCAGAUCAGAGAAUUCUCCAUUUACUACACAAAAUUCUCCAGCUAACGUUCGGUAGCCUAUGACUAUUUUUUUUAGACAAUGGAGCCUUUUUCAAGAUAUUCUCCUCUAACGUUACACAUUUCACCUGCUACUAGAAUUCUUAAUGAAAACCCUGCUUAGUCAUGUUUUCGUUUUUAGGAGAGCUUCAUCUAACACCCAUAUGUGGUGCACUUCAACUCAGACCCAGUUUUGAGUAUCUCAACAAAGGCGAGUCAAAUGUACGCCAGAACACCAGUGUUACAGAAGAAGGUAUGCGUUACAAGAUUGGAUGUUUCACGAUGUUUUCAUGAUGACAGUUACCAUGUAGAAACUGGAAUCACUUUAUGACCAUUUUAAAACCAAGUCUGUAAGUAAUUAAAAAACUAAAGGCCAGGUGCAAAAUACUGUAUACUAGUUUUUUGAACAAGGAAAGUUCAUUAAUCUCUAGCCAUUGCAUGUCUUUAUUAUUAGUUUGUUAGUCUCUAGUCUAAAGAAUGUAGUGGAAAAUUGGGUUAAUAACCCCAUUGGGAUUUCCUCUGGCUACUAUUAGGAUGACCUCCCGCUUCCUUCAUGCAUGUAAAAAGAAGGAAAAUAAAACCAAAGAGAACAUCUUAAUCCAUCUGCUAAUUGUAUAUACCCAGCAACUUGAAAUCUUGGUGUUAGCCCUGUUUAUAGUUGGUGAUUGUAUUGGAAAAUAACAGACUUUUAAGUACUAUCUUGAGUAAUUCUUUGUUGUUUUUGUCUGUAAAUUAUCAACAGGUGAUUCACAGGACGAGGAAGAUGAAGCGAAACCUUUAACAGUAUGUUUAGUUAACUACUCUUCAAUGCUGUAGUUUUGAUUUUCUUGUUUUCAAAUAACAGCUGAGUGAAUAACCAGACUAAGGUUAGACCAAUUUUCAAUUCCUUUCCAAUUUCUCUGCAGACAGUCGUGAAGGUUGAUUAUUUAUGGUGCAAAUUUGAACUCAGCACAGAAUCUUAGAAAAAAAAAAACAAAUUUGUUAAGAUUAAGACUAAGAGCUUUUCUCUUUAGGUCAAAUUUGCCCGCCCUGAAACAGAUCGGGCAAAAGCGCAACGUUUGUCAUCUUUCAAAUACCUGGAAAAGAAAAAAGCAGAGGAGCCGUGGAAAAAAGUUCAAUUUUAUAAUCCACAGGUAUGUGCUGUAUUGUACUCCUGGAAAGUUGUAAAUGCUCCUCAAUAGCGUGCAAAACUCAUUGAUGAAAACUCAUUGAUGAAACAUAAUCAUGUAUUUUAGUAAGGAAAAGUUUUUAUUUACCUCAAACAUAGCAUCAUGCAUUUUUUCCAGUCCUAAAUUUUUAACUCUCUUAGUUUUGAAAUAACAACAAGUACUUUUUUGCUGUAAGCUGAAAGCAUUCCUCUUAUCAUAAAUAGUCAUUAGCUGAGGGUUUUUUUUUGUUGGUUUUUUUGUCAUGUCCAAAAAGCUGAGCAGUUAUCUAAACCAAGAAACUGUAGCUUUUUAAUAUUUUGUUCUAAUUAUCUAACUGAGCUAUCUAUAAGUCAAGAGUAUUGAUUUAAUAUCCAAUAAACAAUUUUUUUGGGUGAUUUAUACAAGUUAGCAAACCAAGAAAGCUUUUUCUGAGCUGUCUAUAAGUCAUGAGUAUUGGGGUUUAUUUGUUUUUCAUUGGUCCUGGAUUAAUUUUGUAAUGUAUGCCAUACUGUCCAGUUUUUUUGUUUGCUGGUACCAUGUUUGUCACUGAAUGUUCAUUGCACUGUGUAUUAUUUUUGCAUUAAUGGACCUCACAACAACUCUUUUGCUUAUCUACUGCUAAAAUUUCCUUCUACUGAGAAAUAAUUUGUUAAAAAUUAUCUGCUCCAAAUCUUUUGAACACGGUGUACUACGUUGUUACUACAACACACAAAUCAAUUUCUGCUCAUACACCUUAUUCUCGCAACCAAGGCAAAGAGGGCUAAUUAAUACACACGUAAAUGUGAUAGGAAAUUAGUAUUGCUGCCCUUUAGGAUUAUGGUGUAUGUACUGUGGUGAAUUUUUUUUUUUAUAAUUUUUUAAACCUCCAGGAUCACGAGGCUGCAAGUGAGCAUAAAUUACUUUUCUGCCAAAGUAUGGAGUCUUAUUCACCUGAGUUCCAAGUGAAUGCAAGGUACACUUACAUACAUACUUUAUUUGUUAUGUACGUCAGUAAAAUGGCAGCAGAAACUCAUAAGGGGUCGAAAUGUGUAACUCUCGUUCAAUGCUCAUGAAUUUUCAUUUCCUUAGUACCAUAAAUUGGAAAUCCUUGCUGUGGCCUCAAAAAAGCAAUAGUUUAACAACAACUUUACAUGUGCAUCAUGCUUUUUUGUUUGUUUCUUUGCUGUCACUGCAUGACUACGACAUGAAAAUGUUUAAUUUCACAUUUUGCAGAGGGCAAAAACAUAAGACAAUGACUGUUUUUCUUUUCCUGAACUUCGAUACAGUCGUUUAGAAUUCAACUCCAGAAAAAUUUGCUAACAUUUGACGAUUUGAACGAGGUGGAAUAAAUGUGGUAAAGUUUAAAGCAGUGCUAAUGUACUUUUGAAGUGACGUUAUCGUAGCCGUCACUGUCGUUGUUGCUUAUAUCUCUCAAUUUUUUGAGUGGGUGCUGGAACUUGAAGUGAGAUUACAUCACAUCAUUUAUGAAGUUUGAUUGGUCAGUUAUCUUUUCUUCUUGUUCCAACUAUGGUACAGCUGUACUGUGUACAUGCAAAAAUGAAUGUUCAUGAGCAUCGGACAAAGCAAACAUAUGAGAGUUACACACUUCAACCGCUAAUGAGUUUCUGACAGCAGCUAAUAGCUGAUGUGGACUCACCAAUGAAAGUAUAGUUGCAAAAAUGAAUAAAUGAAAUACAGUCGACUCCUGAUAACUCAAAUCUUCAAGGGAAAUAAAAAAAAAAGUUCGAGUUAUCGGGAGUUCGAAUUGUCGGGAGCUCAAAGCAAAUAGCCGCAAGUAAGGGAAAAACCAGUUUUUACUGUACAGUGAACAUUUUAAUCACUUUUGACUGUAGAAAAUUAAUGUUAAGUGAAAAUUGAAAGAAACUUCUAGAUUGUGAAUCAGAAUGUAACGUUAAAAACGUAGCGUAAAAUAUAGAGCAUGAGUUUACUGUUUGAGUAGUAAAGCUGUUUCAUGUUAGAUUUGUGAUAAACAACAUCUGCCUCCAUUAGUAAACUAAUAGUAUGUGCCUACAGCACGUCAAUGGGAAAUUCAAAAUCAAUGUUUCUGACGACAGCACAGUUUUUUUUCCCAACUUUUUAAGCGAUCAAAACAUGGUUCAAGUUUUUGAGUGUAAAAUUAUUUGGAAAUGAUCUGAGGGGAGACAAAAAUUUCUUCGAGUUAGCAGGAGGUUCGAGUUAUUGAGGGUUAGAGUUACCAAGGGUAAAAUUACAGUAAAUAGGUGAAGGAGAUCCAGGGGAAAUUGAUUUUGGUUCGAGGUUAGCGCAAGGUUUGAGUUAGCGAGGGUUUUUGUUAUCAGGAGUCAACUGUAUGUACAAAACAAUAAUAGUAUAAAAGAAAUAAAAGCAUGAUAUGAAGUGGCCAGCUAUACUGAAUUCCUCUGAAAAACCUGGUAAGCUGUUCAAGGAUCUUUGACCUGACAAAGAGUUCUUUAUUUUAGGGAUUACUUGAAGGUAUUGACACCAUCUACUAGUCAAGAAGAAAGGUAAAUAUAAGUUUUUCUCUUGAAUUCUACUUUUAAGUCAGAAGCAUUAACAAGGUAGCAUGCCAUUCUUUGUAUUCUAGGAUUUGAUAAUUUUUGGCUUUGUGGGUGACUUUUGUGGGUGAACUCGGGGUUAAAUUUAACCCUGGUUUUUUUUCUUGUGUUCAAAAGCAUUUUCCUAAUUUGCUUUGUUAUUCUUAGACCAAAACCCUGGUUUUUUGCCACCUCUUGAUGGCUCCAGUUUGCAUAUGUUGAUGGUGUGUUUUUAUUCAUGUUGUGCACAAUGCUCAGCUGAUUUUGUUUAGGUUAUGUACAAGAUGAUUGUUUGUACUGUGAAAGAUUACAUUUUUUUUUGACAAUGUUUUAGGCAUUCUACAUAUGUACAUCAAGUACCUAUGAAUAGUUGCCGCUCUCUACAUCUAUUCCUUAUAAGUGGGUUGAAUAUCUUUACUGCAGUCUCGUUGUCUGUUAUGAUCUUGUUGUCCUUACAAUGCCUACAUUGACUUUCACACUGAAAUAACUCACCUUUGUGGCUAAUUUUUUCUAGUUUUACAACUUUGUUGCUAUCAUAAAUUUUUCCAACAGCUCCGAGCCCCGCUUACCAAGCAAUGUUUUGUCAAUGACACAACUUAAAACUAUGGAUUUACCUGAUCAAGUCAAAGCCCUUCUUAUUAACGGUGAGGUUAUUUUAUUUAUUUGAAAGUGUACAGUGUUAGAUCUGCCUUCAUGUAUUUGAAACACCCUGUACAUGGCUAAUCAGGAUAGUAGUAUCUAUAGGCAGACUGCACCUUUUUUAAUACUCAUUUAGAUUAAAUGGAAUCUGAUAAAGUAAUUGACUCUCCCCAGUCAAAGCGCAAUAAAGCGGAGGAACUAUAGGUUAACUGGGAUUGUUGGUGUUACACACAUGUAACACCUCAAAAAACUACAGCUUGUUGGCUUAUUGACCAGUCUCUUCUGUCAUAUCAUUUUCUUGGUGGACAAGAAGUGAAUAUUACUACAAUGUUGCCUCUCUCCAUCAAGCUUAUUGUUGUUCAAAAGGAAGGCAAUACUACCCACCUGAUAAAAAUAAUAACUAUUCAACAGACAACUUUUAUCACAACACAUCGCAUGAUUUAUCUUUGUGGUUGAACAAUGAAAAUUUAUUUUUUUUCAAUUCAGCUUAGAUAACUCAUUUCCAGUGAAGGAAACAAAAAGAUUUAUUAUAUUGAUUGACUGAUUGGUGGAUGGAUUUUACAUUCUGUAGCUAAAGUAAUCAGCUUCUCUCAGCUCUGUCGAUUGCUGUCUCCAGCUCGAACGCUGUCUCAAGCAGCCAAGGAGGUUGUAGUGCUGAAAUGUGUUCAACAGUAUGCUGUUCUUGUACAGGGCUGUUGGGUAGUUAAAAGGUAAAAUAAAACUUUUAAAAUUGAAACUUAAGUUACUAAUUGAAAGGUGUAUGGUAAAUCUGUUAAUCAGCUCUUUGAAUAUUCAAACUAACUGCAUAAUUAUGGUGACCAGGGUUUGCAAAGUCCUUGAAUUCCAUUUUUCCAUAAAAGCCCUUAAAUUUCUGUGCAAAUCCUUGAAAAGUCCUUGAAUUUCCUCCAAGUUUGAAUGUAGUGGCCUGGAAAGUGUGUUUAAUACUUCUCGGUUGUCCAAAACAGAAUAUAAAUCAUAGCUCAUAGAAGCUAAAGGUGAUUUACAUAGAGUGUGUUUUGUUUUAUGCAAGAAUUAACUAUCAAUUUAAGACAAGUGAACUGUAAAAUGUUGAGAUGUUGGUGGAGCAAACAGUUCAAUCCUUUAAAGUCCUAUUAGAACAGACGGGGAAAUCACGUACAUUUUUGUACAAUCUGUUACAUUCCUGAUAGGUGGUUCUUGAAAUCGAAUAAUAAUUAUUAUUGUUAGGCCCUUGAAAAGUCCUUACAAAAUGGUUGCAAUUUUUUGUAUGCACCCUGGUGAUACCCUCUGUGAGUUAACUUUUAUGCCAACAUGCAACAAUGUAAACAGUGUUGUUAGCAAAGAUUCACCUAAACUUCAAUGUAAUCAACCUGUAAUUCAUUUCCUAACUGAAAGUGGCUUGAAAAAAGACAUUUUUAUGAGUAGUAACUUAUCAGUUUCACUGGCUGAGUGUUUUCUUUUUUUUUUUUGGGGGCUCUUCCAAGUGCAGCACAACUUGUUAAAACUCUCAGUAAUACUUCAUGUCAAAACAUAUAAUAAUGUAUAAUAUGUAUAAAAUUAUAUCUGAGCUGACGUAAUUCUGGAUUUCUCCUAAAGCGAGUUAUUGUAUCCUGAGGGAAGCAUUAGUCCUAACAGUGGAAUACCUGCAGAUAUUCUAUGCAGAGGAAGAGAUUAUAUAGUGAGUAACCAACUCUUUGAACCUUCAAACUAACUGCAUAAUUAUGGUGACCAGGGUUCGCUCAGUCUCGGUGUUUAAGGAUGUCAGUUGAGAAGUUAACUACUCGAAGCAUGCAGUUUUCAAGCACUCUAGUCUAGAAUGGGGUUGCAAAAAUAAUCUAGCUGGACAUGGUCUGCUGUAAGUUAAAUUUGGUUUUAACAGAAAUAAUUGAAUUUGAUUUUAAAUAAUUAUGAUACACCAUUAUAAAUUAAUCCAUUGGCUCUUUCCUUAAUCUUGUCUGCUUUUAUUUUUUUUUACCCUGCCUUAACAUGAAGUAAGGUUUCUGCGUACAAAAAAAAAAUCCUGAAUUCUAAAUUCUUUGUAGAUGUGGAGAUUUAACCAGAGUAGAGUAGUUGUUCGGCAAGACAUAAAGACAGUCACCAAGGUAAGACAUGUAAAGAUACUAUAACCCCAUCAUACCCAUCAGUAUUACUUUGAAAGACCAAAUGAUGUACACUGUCUCUGUGUCAUCAAAAGAAACUGUGAUAUAAUGGUUCAGUGUUGGUAGCAAUACAAAAAAAAAUAUUCUGUAACACUGCAACUAUGUGACUGUUUAUUAUUAAUGUUUGAAUAAUUUGUUGCUUGUUUAAGCAUUUUACUGGAUUGUCUGUAAUCUUUAUCAACGAUAAAUCAGUCUUAACAUGGUAGACUAAAUGUUAAAUCAUACCUUUUCCAGCUGAGGGGUUACUCUAUAAAAAAUGUAUUAAUUUUUUGUCUUUUAUUUUGGUUAGCUACCAUCUGAGGACAUCAAGGAAAUGUUAGAUCAGGUUUGUAGAAAGGCUUUUGAUUGAUUUAAAAAAAAACACACACACACAUUAGCUAUGAUGGAUGGUAUUGAAAAUUUUUUUAUUGAUUUUUCUAUUGUUAUUGUUAUUGUGAUUUAGAUGGCUCGAAUGAGAAUUGCAGUGGGUUGGGAGUUUGUGCUACCUCAUGAUGUGGAGUUUAUACAAAAGUAAGUCGUCAUUGUGCUAUUCAUUACUACAUACAAAUCUGGUUGUUACUGUUGAACUAUAAACAUUGUCAAGAGUUACUUUCCCAAGUGUUUGUGCCAGUCAUUUUUUGUUUAAACCAAUGCUGUCCAGUGGUUUAGGUCCUAUUUAACCAUGCGCACCCAAAGUGUUUGUACAAAUGGGGUCUUGUCUGAGCCUCAGCCUAUAUCUUCCGGGGUCCCCCAGGGUAGCGUACUUGGCCCUUUACUAUUUUAUCAAUAUAUAAAUAACUUGCCUCUAGUAGUUCAAGGGUGAAGCAUCAACUAGCUUUAUGCUGAUGAUACUCUUAUUUAUUAUCUAAUCAAGUCUGUCAGUGAAAUUCAAACUCAGUUAACUAGUGGCCUAACCAAUGUCCUUGGCUGGCUUCACACAAAUUUUCUAAUGCUUAAUCUCGAGAAAACUAACAUUAUACUUGUUGGUGCUCACCAGAGACCCACAGCAGCUGAAAUCUUUGAAAAUAAUGCAGUUUUUUUAAAUGUUUUAAUGUCUUUGUUUUGUUUGUGUCAGGGGUCCAUUUAAACUAGGUCUGCUAACUUGGAUGCUCCUGGAUAAAUAUUGAUUUCAAUAAAUAAGUAAAUAAAAAUAAACCCUGUGAGCGGCAACCACCAGGCACUGUUGCACUUAAAACUUCAGCCAAGAGUUUUGUAGAUUUCUUAUUGGUACCGGUAGUUAAUUUUCCAGUUUUGGAAUGACAGCUUUUUGCAGGGGGUUUAUUUUUGCAAUUCAAGUAGGGGCAUUAAAGGGGCAUUAAAUUUCGAGAUUCAAUAAAUUAUUAUUGUUCUCAACUUUAAAAAUUCCUAGAUAAACCGGAACAAACAAAAUGCAUAUUUCUUUGUUUUGUUCUUUUUUGUAUGAAUCUAGCGAUUCAGAUAAAGAUGAUAGCUAGAUUAUGUACUCCGUAUGUGAAAUCAGCAUUCUUUGCAAAUUCUGGGUAUUAAAUUUUGCGUGUUUAAAUUUCACAAGGAUUUUUAUUCCCAGGUCUUUAAUUUAGCGAUUUUUUUUUUUUUACAAUUGUGAAAAACACAAAAUUAAGUACCACAAAGUACUUACCAAGACAUGUCCAGAGUGAUAGAGCACUUGGAGCAAAAUGAUUGAAGUAAAUGCUUGCAAAAGGUAACGUGUGCAAAAAGAAUUGACCUCGCUAAAAUCACUGUAAACAUACUGAGGUCCUGCAAAUGUCCUGAGACUGUCCUGCAUACAUGUCUUAUAAGAGUUUAAGACUGCUGGCCAGCUUUGUCUUUUGUUUAACCUCUCCUAAAUUACAUUUAGCCACAUAAUAUAAGGGGGAUAGAUCUGGAUACUCUUCUUCCCUGGAGUAAAUAUGAAGUGAAGGGUUUUUUUGUUUUAUUUUUUGGUUUCAACAGACAUCCAGAUGUAUAUAAACAACAGCUUACCUUAUGGGAAGCCAAAUGCCAAGCGUAAGAAUUACUAAUUUUGUUUUCAGAAUUUAGUUAUUGAUGUUACUAUCUGAUGGACAUUACAGGAAAUUACAGGAAUGUAAUAACACGGUUGUGUUUUGAAGAGGCAUCUGGCCUUGCAUCAGUUCUUAGUGCAUUUUGUUUUUUUACAGUCAACAGUCAUUCGCACAGUCUUAAAAAGUCCUUGAAUUUAGGGGAAGUCCUUGAAAAGUCCUUGAAUUGACAAUUCCAUUUUUCCUUGAAAAGUCCUUACAUUUCUGUGAAAGUCCUUGAAAACUCCUUGAAUAUUCCUCAACUUUGAGUGUAGUGGCUUAGUGCCUUGUAAAAUGCUUUUUGGUUGUCCAAAACAGAAUAUAAAUCAUAACUAAGAGAAGUUAAGGGUGAUUUACAUAAUGCGUUUGUUGUUUUAUUCAAGAAUUAACUAUCAUGAAUUUGAGACAAGUGAACUGAAAAAUGUAGAGACGUUGGUGGAGCAAACAGUUUAAGCCCUUAAGUCUUGUUAGAAUGGACUGAGAAUAGGCAUUUCUGUACAAUCUGUAAAAUUACAUUCCUGGUAGGUGGUGCUUGAAAAUCUAAUGUGGUCCUUGAAAAGUCCUUAAAAAAUGGUUGCAAUUUUUAAGAAAACUCCUAGUCGAACCUCUUUUAAGUGGUCACCGACAUGAAGAGGUUCUGUUUAAAUAGAAGCUCAACCGUAUUUUGUGAGGAUUUGUAACUUACAUGUUUCAUUCACGUAGUUCAUGAGAGCUAUAAAUUUUGAAACGUUUUGUUUGUGGGGAUGUGAAAUUUUAUCAUUCUUUUUUCCCAUAGGCUUCAAAAACAGCUUAAUUUCCCUAAGCAUGAAAAGAUAGGAGACAUGAAACGGAUGAACAGUUGUAAGUGUUAAUUUUAAUCCUGGCCAAGUUCUGUACAGUACAGUCGAGUGUGUCUGGUCUUAUAAUGUGGUGCUUGUAAGACCUGGUUUUUAAUUAAAUUUUACAAUAACUUGGCGAUUUCUCACGCGCUGAUUGUUUGAGAGCUAUGGUCCACAAGAGUACAGACCAUAGAAAUUACAUUAUGUUGACGCGAUUUUUUCUCGUUCUUGAGCUCACGAUUUUCCCAGAAACUUAAAAGGAAAUGGGCACCAACCUCUGUCAAUGUCAAUGCUUUUUUAAAAAAACAAAUCAACGACAAUUAAUUUUCCAUGGUCUAUGCCCUUACCGACCAUGGAAACGAUGUCAGAAUGUUCAAAACGUGGCAGUGAGAGCCCUGGUGGUCGACUUGAGUUUUGAACAUGUUGAUGUCUUUUCUGUGGUUGGCAAGAGUGCAGACCAUGGAAAGUUGUUGUCGAUUCAUUGAGUAACUGCUUUUUUUUAAAUACAAAAUACAAAGUAAAUAAUAACUAAUAGUAAUAGUUUACAGUCAACUUUCUCCAACUUAUCUAAAACGUCUUAUCUAAAAUGAACACCUAGAGUUGUUCCUUGCUGUUGAUUGGUGAGUUACCUCUCUUAAGACAAUCCCACAAUCGAAUUUAACACCAGGCCGACGCAUUCUCACAUGCAGCCUUAAAAUGACUGAUGCACAACCACUGAUGAUAAUGACUGUGUCAACAUAAGCGGAAUACAAGAACUGGGAUGGUUAUUGCCCCGGGGGGACUCCCAUAUAUAAGUGUCGGUGAUGUUUGUUGGAAAAUUCAAAUUAAACCCCUAAGAGAGACCAAUGUGGGUGUGGCUCAAGCUUAAACUGAUCCCUGAGGGAGAUUUCUGUGUGGUUAGUGUCACGGCAUUUUUUGUAAAUUUCUUUAUGCGCAGUACUAAGGGAUACCUGAAAGGGCAAAUAUAGUGACUUUCCACCCCAAACACCCCAAGUGAGACCAAAAUUUGCAAUUUACACCCCAAAGCGAGACAACGAGCAUCCCGGUCACUUCGAUAUGUGAGUCCCCCCACCUCCCCCCUCCCCCCAGGGGGUGUGCUUUUGGAAAGGCAACCGCAUACAACAUCUUGCACAGCUAACUUGUAAGUUAAAUGGGCGAAGUCAUAUUGUAUUAAGGUUUCCCGUUAUGACCUAGGUGGAAGCUCCCACCUACAGAUUGUAGAGUUUUCUCACAGGACAAUUCUUCCUUUCCGUUUCAGCUGAUCCUUCUACCAGCACAGAAAAUAAAAAACUUUCUAAGCCGUCGAAAUCUAAAGCGAAUCAUAUUAUGAACAAUGAUUUAACAAACGGAGGACCAAAUCCAGAGGAACAUUCUCCAAUGGAAGUAGACUGCAAAGAAGUGACUAGUAAUAAUGUUAAUCAUGCUAUCAAGAAAGAGCCCAUGCCAGUGGCUAAUGGAGAACAUUUUGCGGACGCAUUAAAAGUAUUACAAGAAUUUGUUCGAGAAAAAUUGCACAGAACUGUUCUAAGUUUUGCGGAAUUUAAAAAGCUUUUGCUUCUUCGGCAAACAGGUGAGUUGCGUGUGGUAAUUUUUCUAUUUUCUGAUUAGGUAAGUACUGUCCUCUAGGGUCGUCGCGCAACGCUCCUCCUCCGUGAACCACAUACUUAUCCUCAUUCCAUUCCCUUCACUUCCUCAGGAUUGCUAGAGUGAAUCUUGCUGCCAAAGAAUCGUAUGGUAUUUAGGUUGCCUUGAUUUUCUUCAAAUUUCUGAAAAUUCUUCUAUCUUGAGAGAUAUUUUAAGCCACGUUUGUUACGAGGUACCAAACCCAACAGCUAUUGAACUGAAAAACAUGUUCGGAAUAGCGAUGACAGAAAUUCGGGAAUCGGGAUGCGGGAUUCCCGUGAAAAAGGAGCGGGUAUGUGGGAUCAUGACUCCCUUUCCAGACCCUAUGCUUACUGUGGCUGUUUUCUUGUUAGCAAGCAGUCCUGGAGAUCCUCUGUGUGCUGGAGUACCUGAUGUUUUACUUGAGAAAGCGAUAAUCAAUGCUGGAGCGACAGAGAUUGACCUGAAGGUAGCGCAGAACUUUUUUAUGGAUCAUGUUCCCUUCUAAUGACUGAAAAAAUAAAUGUUAGAUAUUGACUAAUCUAAGGAAUGCAGGGUCACCUUUACAAACUCGUCACUUUGUAGUUUGGUGGCUCAUUAGGAUCUGUCAAUUUGUUGACUUUUCAGGCUUCAAUCCAAGACAGCGUAUUUUUUUCCUGAAAAUCUGUCGUUUCAAGUCUUUUCGAUUCGAACUCAAGUGGUGAAAGUUUGAUGAAUCACUUUAAGUAUAGUUUGCGCGUGAACAAACUUCAAUCGAAACGACUUUGUAUCCAGACGGCUGUAAACCAGUUUCCUCUGUCGUGGAUAAAACCCAUUGCAAACGGACGCAUCAUUGUUUGCCAACAAGUCCCAUCAUUGUCGGAUGUUACAUUUUACGUCCGUUUGCACACCCUGUUGCAUGUUGUUGGUAGUUGUUGCGCAAAGUUUGAGACUGGUCAACUUCUAAUCCAACAACUCCUAACAUUUCUGUUGUUCCGUGAUCGCCGAAGCGUAGCGCAACAAUGUUGGAUCCAAUCGCACAGCUCUUCCAACAUUGUUGGGGCCACGCACGCGCAUUACACGUGAUCUCCAAAGUCUUCUGGGUUGUAUCCUUCCCAUGAUGCACUGCAGGUCCCAACAUUGUUGGGAGUUGUAGCAUCUGUUUGCACACCACUGCCAAUACAGGCGCAACAACUCGCAACAAUGUUGGGAGUUGUUGCGUCCGUUUGUACGUAGCUUAACGCCCUGCAUACCGAAACCUUAGCAAAAGAAGGCGCAAGUCGUAGCCAUGGUCUGUUGACACUUGUAGAAAUGAGCUGUAAUUGGGCACCCGCCAUGGUGCGUCUUAAAAGGGCAAAUUGAAAUGCAAAACACCUUUUUGAAAUCUCUACUACGAGGUUAAGUUCUUCUUUAAUUUUGUUUACUUCUGGCUUUGUAUAGAGUGGCUCGCAAAACAGGUGAUAAUUUUGUACAUUCCUUGGUCGAGCAUGAAGCGCUUCAAAGCAUGAUGUUUGAGUCACGUGUGGCCGUGGAAGAUCCACACCGCAAACCACGCACUUUGGCCCUAAAGACUGUUUUUACUAGUUAGCUUGAGAGUUGAUGUUUGUUCUUUCAUUGUUGAUUUACAGUGGCCACCAGCAGCUCUGAGUAUUGACACGCAGUCACGGAGAUUCUUUGCCUUUAGAAGCAUAGGAGAUUCGUCAGAUCAGGUGAAGAUGAUGAUUUAGGUUAUAUUCACACUAAACUGGAUAGCUGAACAGCAACGGCGUUCACACGCAUCGAACUUCGUGCCGAAGCAGUUGUCCGAGAGGGUCUGGUGAACUAAAUCCCAGUUCUCACUCCUGAAUAUUUGCUUCCGUCUCAGUGGAUUCCAGCGCGUGCUCCUGUUUGUUCACUUCCGCUACUAUCCGAAUACCUUUUCCCACUGUACCAAGGUGUGGCAUAGCCUGUGCCAGGCCCUCAGAUAGUACAGUGGGGACGUAAAUAAAAAAAACAAAGCGAAAAUAAGACGCGCACGACCUGGGAAAGGCUUCAGCACCCGCGCAUUUUUCGCAUCACUUCUUACUGAAGGACUGCACGACUAUCUGAUGAUCCACUCUCGAGACUGGCUUAGCGCAGCUUCGCCCCGUUACAGAAAUCGCGCCAGAAAUCACCGUUCUUAUGUGUGAACAGAAGACCUAUCCGGUAUCGUUUUUUGUACCAGCACAAGAGCUAUGCGGUAUAAUGUGAAAAUAUCCUUAGAUUAGAUUCAUCUUGUUUCAUUACAGUAAAAUAAAAAUGCUAGUUUUCGUCUUGUAAAAUACUAUGUGGUAAACAUAACGGCACUUAAGAAAGGUACAGCAGAAAAGCAGGUUUUUAACUAGUCACUGAUUUCCAAAGGUACCGAUUAACCAAUCACAGCUCACAUUGUUACCCAAACGAUCCCAGAAUACACCAUGUAACACCGUCGUAGUUGAAUUCUAACGUUUGUAUUUUUGUCAUCUGUGUUAGUAUCGAGCCGUGGUCCUGGAUAUGUUCAGCAAAUCUUGGUCAUUGACCAGAAAAGAGUUCAGUACCAAAGUAGCGGAACAAAACCUUCCUGCACCCAGCAGAAAGGACUGGAUGAUAGUCCAACAGGUUGAUAAAAUGUAUCUGUUUAAUCCGAACAUCAGCAUGUAUAUUCUCCACAUUGUAUAUUAUUGAAUAAUAGGGAGCCCACGCUAAGAGGUUUUUAAGGCACGCAAGUCAACCGGAAGUGAGGCCUAAUCCCUGUUAAUAGGGAACUUAAGCAAAGACGUUUUUGAGCGAGUACCUCAACCGGAAGUGGGCUUUUGCAUCUUUGAGAAGUGGUUUUACCCAGUUGUUCGGCAAAUCUUCUUUACAAGGGAAAGGACACUUAGCAAUACAAUUUUGAUAGCGUUUAGGCAUGUUACAUGGGAAAAGGCCUCACUUCCGGUUGACGUACGUGGCAAAAAACGUCUUUGCUUAAGUUCCCUUAUAUGCCUUAACGCAACCAAAUUUGUAGUUCUAAGUGUCUUUACUCUUUUAGAAACGAUUUGCCCAAAAAUUUCGGCAAAAGGGUUGUCAAAUAAUGGAGGACGUCCACUUUCGGUUGAUGUGUGUAGCUCAAAAACGCCUAGUAAUAAUUUUUAGCAAGGAACGCACUUUACCAGAAGGUGUUCUUCAGUGGGACCCUGUUUUCACCUUUUGCCGUACAUUUCUUAUAGAACUGAUAACGAGUGUUUGCUUGACAAUCAUGACGUUCCUGACUCGGGCAUCUCCUAACCUUUAUGUUUAAUUGAGGAGAGUCAUUGAUGAACAAAAGAUGACGGAGACUAGACCAGCCGUUUAACGUCUCUGUCCAGUGUCGUGUAUGAUCUUACCAGUUUUUUGACGACCCCGGUUGAUGUUCCGGCCGGGUUUGAGCCCGGACCUCCUGCUCAGCAGACCGGUGUUCCAGUGAUAUGGGUAUCCUCAUUUCCAAAAACCUAGUGAUAUGGGCAUCCCCUUUCUCAUAUUACCUUAGCGGUUUGGGUUUGCGUUACGGUUACAGGGGAUGCCCAUAUUACGAGAGUUUUGGGAAUGGGGAUGCCCAAAACGUGGGGAUGCCCAUAUCACUGUGACACCGGCACUAUUCCUACUGAGCUAACAGGUACCAGACUUCCGAACGGUAUGCUCCGGUUUGUUUUCCGUCCAGUGCUCGUAGGAGUGCUGCCUUUGUUUUGACAUGUACAAAUUCGCUACUUAAGAAACGGAAAGGGAACCGGGGACGCACCGGUCAGCUAUUGGCCAUUUUUUCCUUGUUUCUAGUAACAGUCCCAUUGCGAACAUUAACUCGGCCCAGUCUCCUCGUUUCUCAAGUGGCGACUCCUCAGACAUGAUAGUCUUCGUAGAUAAGGACGAAAAACCCGUAGGCCCCAUCUAAUAGCCUUUUUGCUUAACUGGGACGUAAUAGAAGCCACAAUGCUCUUCGCAAAGCAUAGGGGACUUAGAACCAGAUAGUGUGGUCAACCUUAAGCUACUAUAUCACUCACUCCUUGUGUAGUGUAAACUGAUUUAGGAUUACUGACAUCGUUAUAUUACGUUUGCGUUGGAGAGAUCCGAGCCGCAAAAACAGCGAAACCCACCUACACCUCCCUUAACCAAUAUUAACACUUACCUCUUACCUGGGGCGAAAUGUUGGCUUAGGGGAGGGGUGGGUGGGCAGUUUCCGAUAAACCUUAGUUGAUCCGAAGGUGUUGACAAUUGCUAAUUCGUACCGUUUUCUUUUUGGAACAAAAGUGUUCAGAUCUGGCCGUUUGGGUCAAAACGCUUCUGGAGACUAUCUAAGAAGCCAUAGUUACAGUUAGGUUUAGAUUUGCCAUGUUGAGCCGUAAAUAAGGCUACAAGAAACAGAUCUUAAAAUUUAUUUAUUUCUCUUUCCUCAGGAUCUUCUGGAGCGUUAUGGCAACAAUCAUAUGCAGUGGUUUCUACGAGGAACAUCAAGUAUGCUUGUAGGUACUUAACCUCCUCGGUUCUACUUGCAAACGUGAGACGAGCAUUGAGAAGGGCUGCGGUCUGCCCUUGUCACGCGUCACGAAAGGUGCUUCAUCUGGUCACCUGACCCUUAAAAAAGAAGACGGUCGAAAACUUGAUGUGUGCUUCAAAGCAGCCUGGCGAAGAUUUCAAGGUCAAAUGUUAUUUUUGAAAGUACACUCACGUCAAGUUUCUUGGAAGCUUGCCUUGAAUUAUUGUUGUGCUAGAAGUUCGUUUCUUGAGGACCUUCACCGAGAAAAUGAAGCAGUGAAAAAAUAGACAUUUCAAAUUCGCACUGAGAAAGGACAGAAAUUUGUCAUCCUCGAGAAAGUCGACUUUUUAUGAACGAAAAGUUUUAUCAGCACCAAAGUGUUCAGAGACAUGUUCAACCAAAUGUCGGACGGAGAAACAAAAGUAUUUAUUAUGAGGU